Molecule: messenger RNA, 798 nt
Organism: Lolium perenne
Lineage: Eukaryota; Viridiplantae; Streptophyta; Magnoliopsida; Poales; Poaceae
Product: heavy metal-associated isoprenylated plant protein 41-like
Biological process (GO): rRNA base methylation
Cellular component (GO): cytoplasm
Molecular function (GO): rRNA (uridine-N3-)-methyltransferase activity
Source: RefSeq, a predicted model, not a curated record
AUGGCGACACCGAUUGUGGUGGCGUUGCAGGCGCUCUCUCUGGAGGGGAAGAAGGAUGAGAGGGUGGUGAAAUGGCUGAAGCACUACUCGUCCGAGCAGAGCAUAUUGAUCGUCGGAGACGGCGACUUGUCCUUCUCGCGCUCGCUCGCCACUGCGUUCGGCUCCGGCGAGAACCUCGUCGCUACAUCCCUCGACUCCUACGCUAAUCUAAUUAGCAUGUAUGGCAAAGCGGAAUCGAAUGUAACGAAGCUGAAGAGAAUGGGCGCCACGGUCUUGCACGGUGUAGACGUGAAAAACAUGAAGAGCCACAUUGAUCUCAAGUUUAAACGGUUCGAUCGGAUAGUGUUCAAUUUUCCUCAUGCUGGGUUCAUAGGAAAAGAGAACCAGGUGUCUAUGAUCACCGCGCAUCAAUUGCUGGUGAAGAGGUUCUUCCGCAAUGCAAGUCACCUGCUUCAUCCUGACGGCGAAAUACACGUCAGCCACAAGACGGGCCAGCCUUACGACAGGUGGGAAAUCGAGGAACUCGCCUCCGAGUUUUCACUUGUUAUGUUUAAGACGGUUGAGUUCCGGAGAGAAGAUUACCCUGGGUAUAACCAAAAGAGAGGAGACGGGGACAGGUGCGACGAAGAAUUCCCUCUGCAUAAUGGCUGCACUUUCAAAUUUUGCUUGGAACAUUAAGAAGAAGCUGAAGAAAUUGCGUGUGUCCCUGUUAUUGCUGUAGUAGACUCCCUAAAAUUGUUACGUGUAACAUGAGGCCUUUUUCUUUUGCUAUCAUAUCCGUCUCUGUGAUGUUGCUUG